Molecule: messenger RNA, 2967 nt
Organism: Cladophialophora psammophila CBS 110553
Lineage: Eukaryota; Fungi; Ascomycota; Eurotiomycetes; Chaetothyriales; Herpotrichiellaceae
Exons: 1
Coding region: 1-2967 (988 amino acids)
Biological process (GO): calcium ion transmembrane transport; intracellular calcium ion homeostasis
Cellular component (GO): membrane
Molecular function (GO): calcium ion binding; calcium channel activity
Source: RefSeq, a predicted model, not a curated record
AUGACCACCCCGGCUGAAGAACUGCCUCGAUUCGAGUUCAAGCCUUCUAGCCAGAGACCCUCCGAUGACGAUAGCACGGCUGUUGAAAAUGACAGACAGGAAGAUUCGGUUGACAGCAAACAAUUACACGACCGAUUGAAGGUGGAAACACAGCGUCGGGAUACAAGUGCACGCUUUGAUGACCCGCGGACCCCUAGCAAGGCACGGGAGGAGGCUCAUCGUCUUGAGGAUGAACUCGCCGUGCAGAGAGCUGAACGGCUCACGUCGAUAGAAGAACGGCAAUCAGAAGGCGGCCGGAACUCGACACAGCUUCAUCGAUCCCGAUCAAGAGCACCCGAACCCCUCGAUGAGUUUGAUACGGCUACCAACCCUAUCCACGAACGGGCCGCCAUUUACAAGCCACCUGAAAACCCCAGCACUAAGAUUGCCAAAUUCUUCAAGUACAUCCAUCAUUCUAGCUUCGUCAUUCGCUACUUCACCUACAUCGUCCCGGUCUUUGCCCUCCUCCUGAUCCCCAUUCUUGUCGGAGCUUUCCUGCCUGCGGCCGAGCAUGCAAGUGUUGGUGGUGUCGACUUGAUCUGGUUCGGUGUGUGGCUUGAAAUCAUCUGGUUGACUCUCUGGGCCGGCCGCAUCGUUGCCAUGAUGAUCCCCUAUCCUCUCGGUCUGAUCUCGAGCCUGUUUACCAACAAUGCCAAAAAGUGGCGAGAUCUAGGCAAAGCCCUUGAACUCCCAGCGACAAUCUUCUUCUGGUGGCUCGGUGUUGAGAUAUCUUUCUUGCCCACCAUGACUAACCACCAUGUGAAUGGCUCCAAACAAACCAAGCAUUGGGAAAAGGUUCUCAACAAGGUCAUCAUCUCCGUAUUUGUUGGUGCCACCUUGAAUUUCAUCGAGAAGAUCAUAAUUCAGUUGAUCGCAAUUUCUUUCCACUUGCGAACCUACGCCGACCGCAUCGAAAUCAACAAGUUCCAGAUCGGCAGUUUGACGAAACUAUAUAUCUUUUCCAAGGCCAAGAUCGCCAUGGAAGACGCAGAAUUCGAGGAGAAACACUUGGAGCCUGGGUCCGGGACAAAAACACCGGCUAUGUAUGCCGUGCAAGCUCAGGAAGCUCUCACCAAGGCAUUUGCCAAAGUAGGUGAUGUGGCUGGUACAGUCGCGGGUGAUUUUACUGGGAAAAAGGUUGCCAAGAGUGGUCACCCUUCCCAGGUUGUCUUGACUCUCCUCCACAGCACCAGUGGGUCGCAGGUUCUGGCUCGACGCCUGUACCGAACGUUUGUGCGAGAGGGCUUCGAAACCGUGUCUUCAGAAGACCUUAAGGCGGCUUUUGACAAUGACGACGAAGCGGAAGCUGCUUUCAGCAUGUUCGACAAAGACAUGAACGGGGAUAUCUCCAUGGAAGAACUCGAAGCUGUCUGCGUCGAGAUCGGAAGGGAACGGAAGUCAAUCACUGCUUCUCUCAAGGAUCUCGACUCCGUCGUCAGCAAGCUUGACGAUGUUCUGUUUUUCAUCGUCGGCGUCGUCACACUCUUGGUCCUCAUUUCUCUCAUUUCCACUUCGGCAGCUGGAGUCCUUACUUCUGCCGGUUCGGCCGUACUCGCUCUUUCCUGGCUGUUCUCCGCCACAGCCCAAGAAUUCCUGCAGUCCUGCAUCUUUGUCUUUGUGAAGCAUCCGUUUGAUGUUGGAGACCGAGUUUCGAUCUACGGCAACACCGGGUCAUCGCUCAAAGGAGAUGAUUACUUCGUCAAAGAGAUCUCGUUGUUGUACACAGAAUUCAAGAAAAUGGAGGGUCACAUUGUCCAAGCCCCGAACUCAUAUCUUAACACGUUAUUCAUCCUGAACAUGCGGCGCUCUGGAGGUCUUGCUGAGGCUGUUCCUAUCGUCAUUAGGUUUGGUACCACUCUGGACCAGAUCGAGGCCUUGCGGAAUUCACUCCUCGAAUUUGUUCGGUCAGAGAAGCGUGAGUACCAGGGCAAUAUCUUGACUGAACUUAGAGAUGUCACCGAAGCGUAUUCUCUCACUCUGAACGUUGUGUUCUUUUAUAAAUCAAACUGGCAAAAUGAGCUACUUCGUCUUCAGCGACGCAACAAAUUCAUCUGCGCUCUGAUGGUUGCAAUGCAGGAGAUCGGAAUUGAAGGACCUCGUCGUAACCAAGCUGGUUGGAGACCAGACGUGCCGUAUUUCAUGCAAUUGCCUCCUGGCGCUCCACCUCUCAUCGGCGGAAGUGACCAUGAUAUGCACCCUGGUCACAGUUCGGGGACUAUCACCGGCGAUCCAAUCCAUCAAACACCAGCAGUUGCAGCCCCUCCGCUUCAAUACCCUUCCAUCAUGCGACGACGGCCUAGUACAGGUCAGCUAGGACGACCUAGGGGCGAGUCCUUGUCGGCCAUGGCCAAGAGAGUGGAUUUUUCGCUCGGUAUGAAAGACGUCAGCUCAGGAGAGCAACUCUCCGACGUCUACGAAGACCGAAGUCCCCCGCAAUUCGAAGAGGUGAUUCGAGAAUCCAACCGGAUAGACGAAGAACGAAGGAUUUCAGAGUCCCAAGAUCGAGAAAGCAACGGAAGAUCGACUUCUCGGGACGGUCACAUGAUGAGCGGGAUUCUACGGCGUUCGACCACUCAAAGCUUUGGCGGUAAUUCCAGGGCAUCCGUGGGCGGCCACCAUCGAUCCUCGAUCAGCAGUACCGAGACACAUCGCAAUCGCUUCUUGAGUCGCUUUAAUCGCACGGGCAGAAGCAUUGAUCUUCCACGCGACUCCCUCGCAGAGGAGGGCCAAGCUCCACCCAUGCCAUCCGCUGGUCCUCUGGAUGCGAGAUCUGGCAAAGUCAGCUCACAGGCAGUCCGCGUGGACUCUAUUACUAGCUCGUGCUCCAACGAAAACGAGCCAUUCCCAUCCAUGGUCCCAGUGAGCAGCAGAGCAGAGGAUUUUGAAAUGAAAAGGCUGGGAGAGAGUUCGUCCAGCCACCAGCAUUAA